AUGGCUCAGUCGGCGUCGGCGGGGAGAAGCGGACGGGUUAUCGGGGAUUACGCGGUGGGUCGUCAAAUCGGGUCGGGUUCGUUUUCGGUGGUUUGGGAAGGGAAGCAUCUUGUUCAUGGCACCGUAGUUGCUAUCAAGGAGAUCGCCAUGGCUCGGCUUAACAAGAAGUUGCAAGAUAGUCUCAUGUCUGAGAUUUUCAUCUUGAGGAAGAUCAAUCAUCCUAACAUCAUUCGCUUCAUCGACAUGAUCGAGGCUCCUGGGAAAAUAAAUUUGGUGUUGGAGUACUGCAAAGGGGGUGAUUUGUCUAUGUUUAUUCAACGUCAUGGAAGAAUUCCUGAUGCUACUGCUAAGCAUUUCAUGCAGCAGUUAGCGGCUGGUUUACAAGUUCUUCGUGACAAUAAUAUCAUUCACCGAGAUUUAAAGCCUCAGAAUCUUCUUCUAUCCACAGAUGAUAAUGAUGCAGUUCUGAAGAUUGCUGAUUUUGGAUUUGCAAGAUCGCUGCAGCCUAGGGGCUUGGCAGAAACUUUAUGUGGCUCGCCACUCUAUAUGGCCCCAGAGAUUAUGCAGCUUCAAAAAUACGAUGCGAAGGCAGAUCUAUGGAGUGUUGGUGCUAUUCUAUUUCAACUUGUGACAGGCAGAACCCCUUUUACAGGAAACAGCCAAAUUCAGUUGCUCCAGAACAUUAUAAGAUCAACUGAAUUGCAUUUUCCAGCUGACUGUAGAGAUUUGAGUAUUGACUGUAAAGAUCUAUGUCAGAAGUUGUUGCGCCGUAAUCCAGUGGAACGUUUGACGUUUGAAGAGUUCUUUCAUCACCCUUUUCUUUCAGACAGACAAUCAUAUGACUUGCCAAGGAGUAAAUUAGGUUCAAGAAUUGUGGAUGAUUUUCAUUCAUCCGAAAGCAGUCCCUCAAGAAACAUGGAAGAAACUUAUCAAGAAGACUCUUUGCCAUUUUUUGUAGAUGAUGAUUCAUAUUUUAAACAUACUUCCCCGGUGAGGUCAUCUUAUGGAUUUAGUGUUGAUACCAGAGGUGAGAGAAGGGAGCUAGCAUCUAGUCCUUUAAAAAACAUGGAACUUAAUUCCAGAUAUAGCAGAGUCGGUCAUAGAGCAGAAACCAAUAACUUCAAGUUUGAAAGCCAUAGAUUAUCAGAUAGAAACCAAUUCAGACCGUCAAGCUUGCCUGAUUCCAGAUCAUUUAGUACGCAAGGAAGAGUAGGGGAUUCGCCAGACUCGAUGGAUCAAGAUUUUGUUCUGAUAUCUGAACCACCAGUGGAUAUACCAUCAUCUUCAUCUGGUUCUCCGAAGCCUUUCAAUUACCCAUUUAAAUCACGUUCUCCUCCUGUAGAGUUCAUUAAAAGAAACGUAACUACUUCAACGGCUCCUAUGCCAAUAGCUGGUGCCAAUGGCAGCAAGAUUGGUCGGUUUGAAAGCUUGGAGAGCCCUAAUUCUCUCCCGGAUACAUCCCGUGGAUCAGUGGACCUUGUGGACGCUUUUGAACAGCCAUCACCUCACAGCUUGACCAGAAUUCAGUCUUUGCAAAAAUGUGCAGCAACGAUUGCAGAAUUGGUUCAUGAAAAGACUGAAUCAGGUAAACAGUUAGAAGCUCUCUCGAUCCAACUGGUGAUUCUUGCAAUUUGGAACCAAGCACUGCACAUCUGUCAUACUCAGGCAGUCUCGGGUAUAGAAGGAAGCCUGCGCCAAGACGUUAACAAAGUAAGAAGAAAUAUUAGCCACGAAGGAUCAGAGAAGUUAUUGUCUCAGAUUCAGGGAGAGUUUGUCCAGGAGGUUGAGCGUGCUGAAGAACUUGCCAAGUUUGUUGAAUCUGAUGAUAUAAAGAUGCCCGAUGCAAUGGAGAUAAUAUUCCAAGCAGCUCUAGCUCUUGGCGUAAGUGGAGGAGUAGAUGAACUGAUGGGAGAGGCAGAGAACGCAGAAAACCUCUACUCAAAAGCGGUGCGUUUGUUAGUCUUCGUUGUAGUGGAGGCUCAGACGCUUAUUCACAAUCCGCCUUUAACGCUCACAAAUUCAGUACGAUAUCGACUCAGAACAUAUAUUGAUGUCCUCAUUAGCAGAGUAAAACAUCUUCAGUCACAUAAAAGAACUUCUGGUCCUCAGAAACCUUGA
Messenger RNA from Arabis nemorensis, 2118 nucleotides. NCBI's taxonomy places the organism in Eukaryota, Viridiplantae, Streptophyta, Magnoliopsida, Brassicales, Brassicaceae. The record is from the annotation of a GenBank genome assembly.